Lates calcarifer (barramundi perch) is the source of this 2923-nucleotide messenger RNA. RefSeq names its product kelch repeat and BTB domain-containing protein 12-like. The record is from RefSeq and is a predicted model, not a curated record. Gene Ontology annotation, molecular function: protein binding. Lineage: Eukaryota; Metazoa; Chordata; Actinopteri; Centropomidae.
AUACUAUUGCCCCCUCUCACAGGCAGCAAACAGCACAGAACACAAGACAGACCUGCCAGCAAACCACAACAACAACAACAAAAUACAACAGCUUGUGAAGACAUCACCUCAAUUCAGAAAUCUCUAUAUCCUUCCCCUGGAUAGCCUCAGGACACUACUGUUUGGCGCUACUCUGCCCCAAGCUUUCUCUCUAUGCUGAUAUCCAGAACAAGAGUGCAUGGAUGCUGAGGUGUUGGACUCUGCUCAGGCAGAGCAUGGCUCACUUCUGCUCAGGCAGCUGGAGAGGAUGAGAGCGACUGAGGAGCUCACUGAUGUGGUGCUGCUGGCAGAGGGGAUUCCCUUUCCUUGCCACAAGGUUGUACUGUCUGCAUUCAGCCCUUACUUUCAGGCUAUGUUUACAUGUGGUCUGAAGGAGACCCGGGGAGGAGAGGUACCACUCAGAGACACUCCUUCUCAGAGCCUGGAACUGCUACUGGACUACAUGUACCGUGCUGAACUCCCCCUUUCCAAUGACAACAUUCAGGGAGUGGCUGCUGCUGCCUUUCUGCUCCAUGUAGACGGAGCCUUCAGGUUGUGUCAGAGCCACAUGGAGGCUCGUAUGGAUCCUUCCAACUGUAUUGGUCUAUACCACUGGGCCAGAGACUUGGGGGCCACUGGUCUGGCUGACUGCGCCUUGAGAUACCUCUGCCAACACUUUGCACAGGUUUGUGAAGAAGAGGAAGUAUUGGAGCUGGAUGCCCAAAGUCUUGGGGAUCUUCUGGGUUCAGAUGACCUCAACAUAUCACAGGAGGAGGUUGUGCUGGAACUGGUGCUGCGUUGGGUAGAGAGGCGAAGAGGGGAUUCACAGAGCGAAGCCCAGGCUGUGCAGUUGCUCAGGCGAGUCCGACUGGAGCUUGUGGACCCUGGAUUCCUCCGCAAAGCCAGGAGGAGAAACCCGGUAUUGCUGAGGGACACUGAGUGCUUUGGGAUGAUUGAUGCUGCUCUCCAGACCUCAGGGCUCUGUGAGACAUCAGCUCCACCUCGCCCGGCUCUUCGCUACGGCAUGGAGACCACUGACCUGCUGCUCUGUUUGGGUGGGGUUGAUAUGGAGGGAGUGCCUGCCCGUCGUGGAGGACUUGCUGACCUCAGUUUUUGCUUUGCCCCCCAUGGUAGAAAGACUCACUACAUCCCCUCUCCACUGAGGGGCUGGGGAGGCAUGGGACAGAUCACGGCGGGAGCAGUGACACGGGACAACACCGUAGUGGUGGCCAUAGAGGCAAUCGACCAACACAGGAAGAAGAGGGUGGAUAUCUACAGGUAUGAUAAUUCAGAGAACAGCUGGAUGGAGGUGUGCUCAGCAGCACACAGGGACAUGUACGCUUUAGGGGCAGUAGGCGAUGCCCUCUAUAUGAUAGGUGGUCAGAUGAGAGUACACAAUCACUACAUCAUCACAGACAGCGUGGAGAGAUGGUCGCUCAAGAGAGGAGGCAGCUGGCUCAGCUUCGCCCCUUUGCCUCUCCCUUUAGCAUGCCACAGCAUCGUGACCCUAAAGGAGCAUCUGUAUGUGCUGGGGGGUUGGACACCACAGUAUGAGCCGGAUGAUGAGCCUGACAAGCUAAGUAACCGUGUGUUUCAGUUUGACCCUAGGCAAGACAGGUGGACAGAGUGUUCCAGGAUGAAGUACUCCAGGUACCGCUGCGGAACGGCUGUCCUCAAUGGUGAAAUCUACAUAUUAGGUGGUAUAGGAUGUGAUGGAGAGGACCGUGGCCAAUCACGUCGCUGCCUGAGUACUGUGGAGAUCUAUAACCCAGAUACAGACACCUGGAGGGCUGGACCAACCCUACCCAUGUCCCUGCUCUCCCUCCGAACCAACGCCUCCAAUAUAGGAGUAGUAGAGGGAAAGCUCUACCUCUGUGGAUACUUCAAGGGGGCCGGCCGUCAUGAGAUCAUCACCAAGGAGAUUCUGGAACUGGACCCUGUAGACAAUGUGUGGACGGUGGUGGAAAGACGAGCAGCCAUGCACGACAGCUAUGACGUCUGUCUGGUGGCUAACCUCAAUCCUCGAAACCUCUUCACACCCUAAUGCACCUCCUCCUGACUCUGAGCAACAAUGCAAGGGGCCUUCUGUCCUCUAAACCUCACACAGCUUUAUCCAAACUUGGCUUAACUCCAGGAUUGCACAUGUCUCAACAUCAAGAUUGAUAAAUGUGAAAUCUGGAUGUCUAGUUGGUUGCUGCUGCUUUAAUGAACAAAGGAAGUCAGUCUAUAACUUCCCCAAAAAGGCAAUAUUCUCUGUGGUCUAUAACCUCAGGUGUAAAACAUCUACAAGGAGAUUUUUCCUUUUCAAUCUGUAAUAUCUGUAAAUCCUCAAACCUAAAACACCAAGUUGGUCACUUCCUUCAUAUGAAUGUUUUCUCAUCUUUCACUGCUAAGGUUAAAGUUUGGAUAUUUAAACUAUUUGAUUAAGAGCAGAGAAAGGUCAUGCUUCACAAACCAAAAUAACAAAAUAACUUGCGACAGUGUAUUUGUAAUGGACUUUUUGGGUUGCAAAGUUGUCAACCCAAAUUUGAGGUAAAGAAAAUCAGUCAACAGAGUUUUUAACAUUGAAAUAGCUUGUUACUGAUUGCUUUAAUAGUCCUUUUUAGCUCUACAAAAAUGUCAGGCCUCCUCCAUCUUUCCUUCUGAAAAGUUUGGAAAAAAAACAAUUGUUGACUGCUUGACCACAAGUCUGAUUGUCAAAAAAAACAUUUGCCUUUUUAUAGGAAUAUAUAUUUUGGUAAACAGGCUUAUAGAUGCUUCUCUGCUGAGAAAUGCAAAGAAUGAUACCACUCUCAUGACUAUCAAUCAAAUAUGGCACUACACCCAGGAAACAGUCAGUUUAGCCCUGCAUAAGCAGUAAGUCUGGUUCUUUCCAAAAGUUAAAAAAAAAAAAUACACCUACCAG